This is a messenger RNA of Jatropha curcas, 2209 nucleotides long. RefSeq names its product quiescin-sulfhydryl oxidase 2 (gene QSOX2). The record is from RefSeq and is a predicted model, not a curated record. NCBI's taxonomy places the organism in Eukaryota, Viridiplantae, Streptophyta, Magnoliopsida, Malpighiales, Euphorbiaceae. Gene Ontology annotation, cellular component: Golgi membrane. Gene Ontology annotation, molecular function: flavin-dependent sulfhydryl oxidase activity; protein disulfide isomerase activity. Gene Ontology annotation, biological process: protein folding.
UGGUACUUUUAGAGCGAAAGUGCAUGAACUCGAAGAACUCCUUUUCUGCCGGAAUUUUGACCUACACUCCUCAUUUUCUAAACCCACCCACCAGCCAUCACCACCGGAACAACAACCCCUCUAACGCUCUUUUCAGAUCUCUUCUCUUUUUGAAAACAACGGAAAUCCUAACUGAAGCUAAUCCCUCUCUCUUCUCGUUUUUUGAAUCUAUUGCCCAUGUCUCAGAUAUUUCGGAUUCUGUCUUUGAAUUUGCUUUUACUUCUUAGCUUUAAAGCGGCGUCGUUUCCUUCGGGAUCCCGUUCGAUCCUUCGAGAUAUAAGUAGCAGCGACAAUGUCGUCAAGCCUGAUUACGCUGUCGAUUUGAAUAUUACCAAUUUUGAUUCAGUUCUUAGAGACACUCCAGCUACUUUUGCUAUUGUUGAAUUCUUUGCUCACUGGUGCCCUGCUUGCAGAAAUUAUAAGCCACAUUAUGAAAAAGUUGCAAGACUUUUCAAUGGACCUGAUGCAGUGCAUCCUGGUAUUGUGUUGAUGGCAAGGGUAGAUUGUGCAUCAAAGAUAAAUAAUAAACUCUGCGAUCGAUUUUCUAUAUCUCAUUAUCCCAUGCUAUUUUGGGGCCCACCUUCCAAAUUUGUAGCUGGUGGUUGGGAGCCUAAAGAAGAGAAAAGUGAAAUACGUGUAAUUGAUGAUGGACGGACAGCUGAACACUUGCUUAAUUGGAUCAAUAAGCAAUUGGGCAGCUCUUAUCAUUUGGAUGAUCAGAAGUUCGAAAAUGAACAUCUACCAUCAAAUGUAUCAGACCCUGGACAGAUUGCACGUGCUGUGUAUGAUGUUGAGGAGGCAACUACCAUUGCCUUUGAUAUUAUAUUUGAGCACAAGAUGAUCAAAUCAGAAACUCGAGCUUCACUUAUAAAAUUCCUUCAGCUUUUAGUGGCACAUCAUCCUUCUAAGAGGUGCCGGAAGGGAAGUGCAGAAGUGCUUGUAAGCUUUGAUGACUUGUGCCCACCGAAUGAGAAAUUGGAAGCUCUCAGCAACGGCAAGGAUAUGCUAGGGAAUUUCCAGAUUUGUGGGAAAGAUGUUCCUCGAGGAUAUUGGAUGUUUUGCCGUGGCAGCAAGAAUGAUACUAGGGGCUUUAGCUGUGGUUUAUGGGUUCUAUUGCAUUCAUUAUCUGUGAGAAUUGAGGAUGGAGAGAGCCAGUUUGCUUUCACAACUAUUUGUGAUUUUAUCCACAACUUCUUUAUUUGUGAGGAGUGUCGUCAACAUUUCUAUAAAAUGUGUUCAAGUGUUGAUCGUCCUUUCGACUCGUCUCGUGACUUCGUCCUUUGGUUAUGGAGUGCACAUAAUAAAGUAAAUGAGAGAUUAAUGAAGGAAGAAGCAUCUCUGGGAACUGAUGACCCCAAGUUCCCAAAGAUUAUUUGGCCUCCAAGGCAGCUAUGCUCUUCAUGUUAUCUCUCUGAUGACCAGAGAGACGAUGGAACCAGUCGGGUUGCUUGGAAUAAGGACGAGGUGUACAGUUUCUUAACUAAUUAUUACGGAAAAACACUUGCCUCCCUUUACAAGGAGAAGGGUGUUCUUUUGAGUGAAGUGACUGAUGGAGCUAUUGAAGAUUUGGUGGCCUCAACAAAUGCAGUUGUGGUGCCUGUGGGGGCAGCAUUGGCAAUUGCUCUUGCUAGCUGUGCAUUUGGAGCGCUUGCAUGUUACUGGCGUUCACAACAGAAGAGUCGGAAGUAUUUCCACCAACUACACUCUUUAAAGAACAUAUGAUUUUUAGGAGGGCAGUGCAAUUUCUCAAAAAUUAUAAUGAAGUAUAAACAGAAAAAAGGGAAGAACAAAGAAAAAAUGAGGGAGAGAGAGAUUUGAUACUUAGGAGGUAAAAUUUCUUAUUUGUUUUUUAUUCCCAAAUAUUUCAGGCCAAGGAGGAAGCCGGAACUAAGAUAGUUAGAAGGACCAUACCAUACUUCACAGCCAUUAUGCUGCCCAGUUAGGUGAAAUCAGAUUGAAUAGCAUUACAGAUCGCAUCGUGCUGGACUGCUCUGAGGUCCUCCUCUGUACCCUCUUUUCAAAUUUUUCCUUAACAUAUAUACUUUGGAAUGUACAGAUAUUUGUGAUAAUUGUAAUUUUUAAAGAUUAUUCCCCUUCUUUUCGUUCCUACUUAUGUACUUAUUAUUAGUGUGUGUAUUUUGUCCACUGCAUUGAUCUGAUUACUCAGCUA